Molecule: messenger RNA, 601 nt
Organism: Puccinia graminis f. sp. tritici CRL 75-36-700-3
Lineage: Eukaryota; Fungi; Basidiomycota; Pucciniomycetes; Pucciniales; Pucciniaceae
Exons: 1
Coding region: 1-327 (108 amino acids)
Source: RefSeq, a predicted model, not a curated record
AUGCUCGAGACCGGGUUCUGGUCGGUGUGUGAACGCUCAAUCCGUGCCGCUCUGCUCAAACAUCCCUCCAACAAAUCAGACUCCGAAACCAAACCGAAUGUAGAUUUGGAGGCUGUCGGCUUGGAGAACGUCCGCUUCCAAGGAAUGAGGACGGCCUACUUCACCCUCGAUAAAUCCUCCUCCUUGGAUCCCCUUGUCUCUCAACAUUCACUCCCUGAAUCGCAGGAUCAUUCUCCUCCCUUGUUUGAUCAUCACUCGCUGCAGAAUCAGUUGGUCCUCAAUUGGAUCGUCUCAUUGAAAGAAGACUCCGGUAAAAAGAUUGGCUGAAUUUGCCCACAGUCCCCCCCUUUUUUUUUCUAUUUCUUUUAAACACAUUGAUGAUAGUUUUUUUACUCGUUUAAGUCAUUGGUAAUUAGACUCUUCUGUUGUUUACAUUUUUGGCAGUCUUGUUGCUUGAUUUACAAUCAGUCCACCUUUUGUUUUUCUUUCUUCUUUCUCAUGCUGAAAAGAGAAUCAAUCUUCAGUCAAUUGGGACUCCUUUCAGUGGGAAGACAAGACUGUCUCUGAUGGGGCCUGUGUCAUCAACAGAAACCAAACCCUU